UCGAUACCUUUAUUAUAACAAUUAAAACCAUAUAAAUAAGCAACAACUUUGUGCUUAGGUAGGUUGUAACUUCAGCUUUGGGUGUUUCCAGAAAAAAAAAAAUUACAUCUACUAGGUUCUCCAUCACAAAACCCUCUUUCUUCAAAGAUAUCAUAUACCCUGUGUCUCUGAGCAUCCUUUCAUCUUCCCUACCAUAAAAAACCUUCUUUUAGAAGAAAUAUCACAUCUGUGAUGUCUUCUUCGUUUCACCCAGCCACAAGUACAUGCACAAUCGACUUCAUCACUCUCACUGAGUACAAAUCCAAGAUCAUCAUCGACAACCCAUCUCCGGCUGGCCUCCCUAAUCCUUUUUAUCGCCGUGGUCGUCGUCCACUGCUUCCGCCCAGGUUUGGUGGGAUUGAAAAAGUCCCAACAUGCUUGAAUCGUGAACUAACUGAAAGGAAGCAUGAAAUUAUACCUCUUGACAGGGUUAUUUGUUUGUCUCUGUGUUUCGGCUUUGAUAGGCAUGGGAGAAUUAACAUGCCUGAUGCAUUCUUUAUCCGACAAUCAUAUUGGUUGAGUACGGUUUGGGGUGUUGUUUGGAUCGUAUUUUGUAGGGAAACAAUGUACAUGCUCUUGGGGAUUCAGCCGACCCAUGGGGGUGCUUUUUUUAGGGAAUCGGAAUUAGUGAAAGAAGGAAUUGGAAUUAGUUCCACUAGAAAAUUAUGAGUUCUUUGGUUUAUAUAUUGUUCAAGGAAUUUGGUGAAAGCAUUAAGGAGUUUAUUAAUGAAGAAAUUGGUGAUGACAUGUAAGAUGCCAUGCUAUACUUUUUUCCCUGCUUUGUGGACAAAGUAAAAGGUCUAGACUGGAGGAUCAUGUACAUGGUGAAAAUCUAAUCCUAACUAGCAAGAGUUUGCAGAAGUUAAGAUCCUUGUAUAGUUUCGUCGAUUGCCUGUGUUGUUCAUAGUUUCAUAACGACAUUAAUACUACACUUGUCUAAGACGCGUUUAUAGAUCUCAAACAAAUCACUCAUUUCUGUUUCUUCA
Molecule: messenger RNA, 1025 nt
Organism: Helianthus annuus (common sunflower)
Lineage: Eukaryota; Viridiplantae; Streptophyta; Magnoliopsida; Asterales; Asteraceae
Exons: 6
Coding region: 232-708 (158 amino acids)
Source: RefSeq, a predicted model, not a curated record